AAAACUCCUCACUUCUAGGGAUUUCUAGCUGCUAGAAAUUUCAAAACUCUGCGCCAUUCCCGAAGAUUUCAGCACACAGAUGGUUGGAAUUUUCCAAUUAAUGGACCUAGCAACGAUCACUUACCUGUGUGUGUGUAUUAGUUAAAAGGAUCUGUACAAGUGACUAGUAAAACACGUGUUUGGAUUUCAAAGAGAAGGAAGAUUUAUGAGAAGGUUGGAACUUGAAGGAUUUUUAAUGAUUAUGGAACUAUGGUGAAAAUUUUAGAUGUUGAGCGACGAAUAAUCGCUGGAAAGUGGGAGUGAAUUUAUUAAAGAACCACGUUGAAUUACGCAAAGCUUCAAAUCAGAAAGACAAGACUGGAAUCUGGCUGACUAGAACACAAGUGAAUAUUACAAAUCCAUUGCUGUCGACAGCACAGUAGACUUGGACACCUUUGCAAGUUUGGGAACUGUCAAUGUUGCAGACGGUUGGCGCUGAAGAUUUAACAAAAAAUGAAGCGACGAGAUGACAGUCCAUGAUAAGUUCUCACUCUAAGAUCAUUACCGAUAGGAUCAAGCAUGCUGUGUCUAUCUUCCUGGAGAAGGCGCUGCUGGAAGUCGUGGCUGUUGGUAGGGUUGGUACUGGGAUGUGGCGCAUUCUGCGGGGUUCAGGCUGCAAAUCAAAAGCUAAGGAGAUCUCAGUGGGUGAACAGGCCCCGACAACGGCGACAGGCGUGGAUCAGUGAAUGGUCAGCAUGGGGGAGCUGGAGUGUUUGUUCCGGCACCUGUGGAGGGGGAGCAUCUUUCCGGAUUAAGCGUUGCCUGAGAUAUGCCAAUGCAGAAGGCUGUCGAGGUGAUCAGAGACAGUACAGAGUUUGCAACGUUCAGGAGUGCCCUCCAGGAUCCACUGAUUUCCGGAAGUUUCAAUGUUCACUUUAUAACAACAAGCCAAUCCAGGGCAACAUGGUGAUUCACCAGUGGCUGCCGUUCUAUGGGGCUCCCAACCAAUGUGACCUCAACUGCCUAGCCAAAGGGAAGAAUUUUUACUACAGAUUUGGCCACGUUCUAGAUGGGACAAAAUGCAGCCCUAACUCAUCGGAUAUGUGCAUCAGUGGACAGUGUCUGAAAGUAGGCUGUGACAAUAUCCUCGGCUCGAAGGUCAGAAUGGACGUCUGCGGGGUGUGCGGUGGACGGAACAACUCCUGUGUCCUGGUCCGGAGAAUCUACCAAUCAGCAUUCCCCUCUUCUGGUUACUUUGGUUAUAAUAAUGUGACAGUGAUCCCUGCGGGAGCCACAAACAUCAAAGUUACAGACAAGAGCAGGAAUUACCUUGCAUUAAUAAAUGGCAAGAAUCAUUAUGUGAUUAAUGGGAACUGGAUCAUCGACAGGCCUGGUGAAUAUGAAAUUGCUGGUACCAAGAUACACUACAAACGUUCGGCUGGUAAUCAUGAGUCCAUUGAGGCUGCAGGACCAACAGCAGAAGAUCUCCAUGUGAUGGUUCUCCUUCAAGCAGCAAACUCGGGAAUUGAAUACGAGUUCUGGCUUCCUAACGAGCGCUACAGUCAUUACCAAGGUGGUCAUAGUCCACUGAGACAACCUGAGACUGCUGUAAUAGAGGCUGACCUUCCUCUGAGUUAUCUGCCCUGGGCACAAACCACCACAACAGUCUCCACUACCACCACAACAACCACCAGAAGGCCAGCCUUCUACCCAGGCUGGAUUUACCCUACACCGCGACCACCAGCUCGGCCUCAAGAUACUCAUUUUCAAAAUGUGCUGCCAAGACACGAGACGAAGCCCGACCACCAUCAGCCCAGUUACUGUAGAAGGUGUAAGAAAUCAAAAGGAAAAUCUCAAAGGAUUCAACAGUACUGCCAGAAAGAUUUUGUUUUUCGCGGAAGAAUCCUUGGGAAGAAAAUUGUGGGUUCAGAGACUCGAUACGAUGUACAAGUCAAGGAAACAUACAAGAACCUAUAUCCAAUAGUUCACAGGGAAUAUGUCUGGGUGCCAAACACAUGUGACUGUCCUUUCAUUCUGGAGAAGCGAGAGUACAUCAUGAUGGCGAGGCGGCACGUGAACUUUGAGCAGACACUGAAUCGAAUCCUUUUGGAACACAACAGCUUUGUGAGACUCUGGCAACCCAGGGAAGACUUGAUGAUGCGAGACAUGGCCAAGUAUUGCCAGCGGUACUCAUAAGGAAAUGUUUGUCAUGCACAAGGAAUUAGAACCUAAUGCUUUUAUGGAAAGAGCUCUUGACAUUGUGUAAGGAAACUAUAUCAUUUCAUCAAUUACAUUUAAACAGCCACUUGAAGCCUAUGUUAUGUAUCACUUUCUAAGCCAACAACAGCAGUCACUGGAAGAUGUUAUGCGAUGAUGAUUCUGUGGGCUAAGGCAAAAAUGUGUCGCACUGAGUUAUGGGAAAUGAGUUACUAUAGCUGCUUUAUCCUGGCCAAAUUGAAGUGAAACAAAGCAUGUCUUCAUGUUGGAAGGAGCAGUCAGAAGAUCUGAAGUUUAUUUAGUCAAUUUUAAACAGGACAGGUUUUGAUGCCAGAAAUGUUCUCUGUGAUGAACCAUUCAACAUGCAUUGUACCAUUAUACACAAGGUUGUUUAUAGUGGCAGAAGCUAUAUAUUCAAGGAAACAGCUAACCCAAUAUUACCUUGUGACUGGAGCACAAUGAUAGUAACACUGCUGAACCUCAAAGUAAUGCACUUAAUCGUUGCACCCCAGGUAUUCAACACAUCCAUUCUCUGGAACAUGCUUCCAUCUUUGGACAGUUUUUCAUUACUUAAAGAUCACUGGUCUACAGAAUACCUGACAUGUUCUGAAUUUUGGGUGAUGUACUGUGUGCCUGGGCCAAUCCUCUUAUUUCAAUUAUUUAAGUUCAUGUAUUAUCUAUCUCACUAGUAAAAUGAGGCUAAUCACUUUGCAUGGUACUUGACGUAUCUAAGCAUCAAAAACUUAAGAAAACAUUUUAUUGUACACCCUGUCAUUAAAAUUGUCAAAUAUUAAUUAUAUUAAAUCAUUUCACCUCUGCCUUUCACAUAUAUUCAACCAUUGAAGACAUUUAAUAUCAUCUACAAGCAAGGACUAUAAAAGUACCAAAAGGAUCCUAUUAUGUUAUAUAACAUAUCUUUCACAACAAGAUCAAAGACCUGCAUUUGUGCAUGUCUCUAAUGGAAAAUUAACAAGAGGAUUCAAAAGUUGUGAAUUAAAAUAACCAUUAAUG
Messenger RNA from Pristis pectinata (smalltooth sawfish), 3207 nucleotides. RefSeq names its product ADAMTS like 5 (gene adamtsl5). NCBI's taxonomy places the organism in Eukaryota, Metazoa, Chordata, Chondrichthyes, Rhinopristiformes, Pristidae. Gene Ontology annotation, cellular component: extracellular matrix. The record is from RefSeq and is a predicted model, not a curated record. The coding region runs from base 559 to 2175 and encodes 538 amino acids. Gene Ontology annotation, molecular function: metalloendopeptidase activity; protein binding. Gene Ontology annotation, biological process: extracellular matrix organization. The transcript is spliced from 13 exons.